Messenger RNA from Anoplophora glabripennis (Asian longhorned beetle), 630 nucleotides. Its product is annotated as farnesol dehydrogenase-like. The record is from RefSeq and is a predicted model, not a curated record. Lineage: Eukaryota; Metazoa; Arthropoda; Insecta; Coleoptera; Cerambycidae. Gene Ontology annotation, molecular function: oxidoreductase activity. Bases 1 to 630 code for a protein of 209 amino acids. The transcript has 2 exons.
AUGGUGUACACGGUUGCAGCACUGGACCGAAGAAAAGACCGCUUGGAGGCUUUGGCCAGUAAGCUCUCUGACAAAAAAGGUAAAAUAUACCCCGUCAAAACGGACGUAACUAAAGAAGAAGACAUUUUGAACGCCUUCAAAUGGAUUAAAGAAAACCUGGGCCCGGUACAUAUUCUAGUCAACGAUGCUGGUAUACUUGGACAUACAAAACUCGCAGAUGGAGACACUGAAAUUUGGAGAAACUCCCUCGACGUCAACGUCCUCGGUUUGUCCAUAGCUACGAGGGAAGCUGUAAGAGAUAUGAGAGCAAACAAAGUAGAUGGUCACAUAAUACACAUCAAUAGUAUCUUGGGGCAUCAAGUUCUCGAUUUCACGGGAAUGAACGUAUAUCCUGCCUGUAAAUUUGCAGUGACAGCCUUGGCAGAGACUUUGAGACUGGAGCUUCUCAAUUCGAAGUCAAAAAUAAAGAUUACGGUAAUAUUUUAUCGACUUAUCGUAUCGGCACAAUUUCAAAACUAUUAUCAGAAAAUCUUUACUGUAAUAUUUGUAUUAAUUAUUCGUUUUGAGCAAUGUUGGUCUCGAAAUGAGAAGAAAGUUAUGAAAAAUGUUUUAGAUACCCUUUUGCUAUAA